Molecule: messenger RNA, 3397 nt
Organism: Cataglyphis hispanica
Lineage: Eukaryota; Metazoa; Arthropoda; Insecta; Hymenoptera; Formicidae
Gene: Mitofilin
Product: MICOS complex subunit Mic60
Exons: 15
Coding region: 101-2281 (726 amino acids)
Biological process (GO): cristae formation
Cellular component (GO): MICOS complex
Source: RefSeq, a predicted model, not a curated record
CUUCUUUUCGCGCAAGUUCCGUGUGAUCGGCUGUGACCAGCUGUUUUGCGCCGUCGUUCCCUUUCUCCCCCGCCUGGCUGCCUGACCGGCCACUCGAAGGAUGUUUCGAAUUGGAUUAAAAAAAUUUCCGUGCAACGGUCUAACACGGGUCAAAAAACACGGCUACUCCAAGUUAUACUUGAUAGCCAGGUACCAUGAGUCGCGAACACGCGUCAAAUACGAACCGGAUGGAAGAUUGUACAAGGAUAUCAGACUUAUAUCGAGGUUUACUGGAUCUAAAUAUUCAACCAAAUCAUCAAAAAGUGAGAAAAGUGGAGGAUCAGGAACAUUGAUAACUUUAGGAGGUAUAACAAUUGGUACCUUAGGAAUAUUAACAUAUGCAAAGAGUGAUCCGGAAGUUCGAGCUACUCUUGAAGGAUGGUUUCCUGGCACAGAUAAAGCUAUUCGAAUUAUCUUCCAAGAAGAGUCUACCUAUUUCGAGUCUGUACUUACAUUCUUCAGAACAUUGAAAGAGAUGAUAUUGGAUUUGUUCGUUAAGGAAACAGAAGAACCAGCACCCAAACCAGCUUUUAAACCUCUAGUUGAGAAGAAGGAAGCGCCUAUUAAUGAGAAUUAUGCCGAAAUUCGUGUUAGUCAAGAAAAAGGUGAAAAAGUAGAUGUUGUGGUUGAAAAACCAACGCCACCUAAAACUGUACCCGAAGAGCUGAUGCCACAAAGUCUUGUCGAGCUAGAAACGUAUUGCGGCGAAACCGCCGCUAAAGCUAUCGCGGCCUAUCAUGAGGCGGAGUGUGCACUCCGCGAGUACAAUCAGGAUGUUUUCAGAAUGAUUGAUAGUUCUACCGGUACGAUAAGCGGAGCCAUUUGGCACAGGUUAAAAAAUGCGACGGAAAAAAGGAAAGAGAAGCUACAGCAAGCGGAAGAGUAUGCGAAAGAUGCGUUGAAUUCGCUUAAGCGCAUGUAUAAUUUAAUUGAUGAACCUGUGCUCCAAGCGCCCGCGCAUAUGAAAACAGCCGCGAGGCGGAAUGUUAGAAAAAUUAUGGACGACGUAGACGAAGCCAAAAAGAAGUACACCGAAGAGCUUCACAGCAGUCAUUUUACCGACCGGUAUUGGAAGCGGAUUAAAAAGGCGCGGGAAGAUUUUAACGAAGAAUUGCAAAUUCUAUUUCCCAAAAUAAAUAUUUAUGACAAGAAAAUGUCUGUCAGCGAAGAAGACUUCGAUUUAUUCGUCCUGCAUAUGUAUCACAAAGUUAACGACUUGCAGAAAGAGCUGGAAAAAUUAAAGACAGUCGAGGAAGCUAAAAUAAAGGCGGCAUUGAAGGCAACGGGUGAUGAGGCGACUCAAGAAAAGCUGGACGCGUUAAUCUGCCUCGCAGUUAAACAGGAAAAGCUCGAGCUUCAAGACCAAUACGCGAAAGAGCUGCUGGUGGAGCAGAAGAAGCUGGACGACGAGAUGCGGCGGCAGCUGAAAUUGCAGUCGCAGAUACACGCAGAUCAUCUUCAAGAGGCACUUUUGGCCAAAGAGCAGGAAAUCCAAAGGAUGCUGCAGCGCGAUUUCACCGAGCAAUCCGACGCCGACUCCAUAAAGCACAAGAAACAGCUCGCGGCGAUGACGGGAAGGUUACGUGGUCUUACAGCGGCUCUUAAAGCUCGGAUGGAAGAGGAAAAAGAUGUAUCAAAUGCACAGGUCCUUUGGUCGGCCUGUCAAGCCUUGGCUAGAGCAAUAAAAACUGUGUCGGAUAUGAAGCUCAAACCAUUGGAACCUGAAAUUAAGGCCAUUUCCAAGGCAGCACCGAAAGGAGAUGCUCUGGUGUGCGCCGCUAUCCAGAGCAUACCCGAAGAGGCGGCCAAGAGAGGAGUAAUCCCGGAGGAUGUCCUUCGCGAGAGAUUUCUCAAGGUAGAAAGCAUGGCUAGAAGAUUAGCUAUGGUGCCUGAGGAGGGUGCAGCACUGCCUAUAUACUUUCUUAGUUUCCUUCAAAGUUUCCUGAUCAUCAAAACGAUUGGUCCAAUACCGAAGACGGAGCUCGAAGACGAGCCAAUCGAUGUAACCUCCUUGAAUACGUAUGACAUCCUUCAACGUGCCAGAUAUUGGUUGGAUCGUGGCAAUUUCCAAAUGACUCUGAAAUACAUGAACCUGCUGAAGGGUGCGCCAAGAAGCAUCGCCAAAGACUGGAUGAACGAGACCAGGAUCCUGCUGGAGACACAGCAGGCGAUCAACACUCUGUUGGCGUACGCAGGUGCGAUCGGUCUCACACAUUUCGGUGUUGGAGAUCAGCAGAAGUAAAGGCGGACAGAAAACCACAGAAGAGAGACUGUCCCGAAUUACACACACACACGAGGGAAUGUCUGUAGAGGAACGGGGCGGGGGUGACGGAGGUGAAUAGAGAGAGACAGAUGGCACCGACGACGAACUGAGGGGAAGCGAGAAGGAUGAACGCGGAGAGGAAUCGCUGCCAGCCUUGUCAUAGAAAUGUCUUUUCUAGCAAUUAAAAUAUAGGAAUAUAUAUAUAUAUAUAUAUAUAUAUAUAUAUAUAUAUAUAUAUAUUGUGUGCCGAGAGAGGCAAUACACAGACAGUGAAACGCUUUUCUUUGCCAAUCCUCGAGGACUCCCAAUCCUUGCAACGAAAAAUGUACUUUUGCGCGCUUUGAAUUUUUCAACGAGAUUCAAAUCUUAUGUAAGAAACGUACGCGAGGAAGAUUUUAAAUACCUGUCAGAUAGAUAGAUAGAUUUCGAGCGAGCUGUUGAACCGAACAUUAAAUACAAAAUCAUUUAUCCGAUAAUAUAUCUUGUGUCGAAAUACUUUUUUGAUUUUAUAUACAUAUAUAUAUAUAUAUAUAUAAAAUCUACUUCCUUUAUAUUGAUCGAGAGAAGAAUAUAAAGAAAAAGUAUAUUUUUAUUUUCAUAUACCACUAUUCUACCCAACAGCUCGAAUCGUGUGUGACGAGAGUAAAGUUAUCGAAUACAAUGUAAAUAUCAAAGACGAUCGUGCUUCUAAAGAGGCGACGGUAUAAGAAAGCAUUUAAGCGCGUCCCACAUUUAUUACAACAAAUGAAAAUACAAGUCCCGGAUAUUUUUAAAUUAUCACUUUCGCGUUUAAUCAUGUCUGUAAUUUAUUGAUAAUCACGCUCGAUGGCGGCGGGCGUGCUUCGAGCUCUCCUUGUCCUGAUCUAUCCAUCCAUCCAUCCAUCCAUCCAUCUAUCUCGACAGUACCUUUUACCUUAUAACCGGAUAUUACUCUCUCCCGCGCACCGAACUCCCGCCGCGAAUCACAUCGAUCGUUCGCGUGCUGUUACCUCGUCUUUCGCCUCUUACACGAAAACCUUGGCGAUUUUGCAUGGGACGGGAAAGCGUGCUAGGAAUCAUUGUAAAAAUUGGAAAUAAAGUUGUUUCGUGACGUAA